Molecule: messenger RNA, 756 nt
Organism: Zophobas morio
Lineage: Eukaryota; Metazoa; Arthropoda; Insecta; Coleoptera; Tenebrionidae
Exons: 5
Coding region: 40-735 (231 amino acids)
Source: RefSeq, a predicted model, not a curated record
GUAGUCGAUACGUUGAACUGUCGCUAGUUGUACAUAAACAUGACCAAAAUCAAGUGUCUAUUAUUUACUACAUUAAUUCUUAUUUUUACUUUUGAACAAUGUCAAGCAAAAAUAAAGCAACUAAGUAAGUAUAAGAGCCACCUCAAUGUAAAACAACACCACUCCAAAAUAAAACAUAAAUACCUGGCACCCCAUUUCCAAUCACUACGGAACGACUGUCCCGGAUUUUCGGAAAGAAUUGACAAAGCCGACGUACAAUACGAAGAAUGCGCUGCCAGGAUUUUUUCAAACGACAGUACACUCAUGUGCACAAAAAUGGAAACACUGACAUUAAAUUGCAUGGAACAUGUUUAUAGCAAGAUAGUAGAUGACUGUUACGGAGAACAAAGUAAAGGCGUAUUUUCAUUAGUGCUUCAGUCGUUUGCUUCAGUCUUUGAAUACUUGUGCAAACAAACGGGGGAAACCCUAAUAGAAUUAAGUAGAUCAUGUUUGUGGAACGAUUUAGAAGAUAAACCCGAAUCGCUAAGUCGGUGUGAAGAAAUAAUAAAAGAGAAAGCUAUGUGGUAUAGAGACCAUGGAUUUGCUACUACUACGAUAUGCAGAGACCUGUCCGGCUUUAGGGACUGCAUCAAGACGCGUGUUACAAUAACUUGUAAAUGUAACAAAACUCGAGAAGCUUUUGUUGGUUUGUAUGACGCCAGCAUUGCUCCCUGUAAAAACAUUUUAAAUAAUUAAACUUUUUCUGAUUGUACACAA